GCCCGGCCGGGCCGCGCCGCCGCCACCACGGGAAGCGCCCGGGAGUUUUCCACGCUCCGAGGCUGUCCCUGUGCAUCCCCCGAGGAGCCGGCGGGGCCCAGCCUUUCCCGGGGGAACAUGGACUGAAAGAGGAGCUUUGGCAGACCCCAGCUGCCAGCACCCUUCACCUGGACCCUGAUGGACUCUGAGGCAGGACUGCAUUACCAUGGUGAUGAUCUUAACCAAAACUCGGGAAAACAAAGGUGCUGACUCCGUAACAUGCAGGACUGAGCUGCACACUCCAAAGAUGAGUCAAGGACCUACCCUCUUCUCUUGUGGCGUGAUGGAAAAUGACAGAUGGAGAGAUCUCAGCAGGAAGUGUCCACUUCAGCUCGAGCAGCCGGGCGCCAGCAUCUGGGACUGCUUGUCGGACAAGGGCGAGGAGGGCCCGCGCUGGCCCAGGGAGGGGACCAGCACCUGCUCCGUCACCAACCUGAUCAAGGACCUGAGCCUCAGCGACCCCCACGGCAACGCCUCGGCCCCCCCCAGCAAGCGCCAGUGCCGCUCACUCUCCUUUUCCGACGAGAUGUCGGGCUGCGGGACCUCGUGGAGACCCCUGGGCUCGAAGGUGUGGACGCCGGUGGAGAAGCGCCGGUGCUACAGCGGGGGCAGCGUGCAGCGCUACUCCAACGGCUUCGCCACCAUGCAGAGGAGCUCCAGCUUCAGCCUGCCCUCGCGCUCCAACCCGCUCUGCGCCGAGCAUCCCGCCCUCGGCGGACGGAUGGGAUGCCAGCCCAGGAAAACGGCUGCUGGCGGGCACGGAGGAGAGCGGGUGGACAUCCAGAGGUCCCUGUCCUGCUCGCACGACCGCUUCUCCUGCUCGGAGUACGGCCCGCCCUCGGCCAGCAGCACGCCUGCCUCCACGCCGGAGCUGGGCCGCCGUGCCGGGGGGCUCUCCCGGAGCCGCUCCCAGCCCUGCGUCCUCAACGACAAAAAGGUGGGAGUCAAGCGGCGGAGACCAGAGGAGGUCCAGGAGCAACGGCCCUCGCUGGACCUCGCCAAGAUGACCCAGAACCGCCAGACUUUCAACAGCCUCACCUGCCUUAGCGCCGCGGCCGAGGAGGGCUCCCAGCGGCCCCCCGGCCCCCCGCCCUGGAGCGCAGCCCCCCGCUCCCCCGAGGUGAUGCCGGGCAGGACCCCCGCCUGCACCCCGGUGCCGGAGCCGCCGCGCCCGCAGCCCGAGGACCCCCGGGCCAGCAGGGAUGACCUCUCCUGCGAGGAGGAGGAGGAGGGCGGCGGGAAGGAGGAGGACAGGGUGACCUGGCGGAGCAGCGGGACAGGCGCUGAGAGCCUCUUCCAGCUGGACGGUGAGAUCGACAUCGAGCAGAUCGAGAACAACUGAGGAGGGAGCGGGUCCUCUCGCCCCGGUGUCGGGGGGCUGCCAGCAGAGCCCUGGAGGGCUCCUCGCUGUGGUUUGCGGGGUCCUGUCACUGCUCCCCCUCCUGCCAGCUGGAGGGGACAAAGCAGCUUUGCCAAAAUUUCAUCAGGUAUUUAGAGCAAUUUGUGUGCAUGCGUGUGUAAAUCUUGAAAUUCUUUGUAACUACUGUAGCCAGAGAUCAGCCAAGUCGGAGGAAAGUGCCUGUCCGAUAGGAAAACCAGGCACAGGGAUUGCCAAAAUCUCGCCAUUAGCGAGUAAAUGGCUUUUCCCAGGACAGGGUUGGAGCUGAUGGAGCUGGCCAUGCUCCCCUGGGUCCCACCUGUGCUAGUUCAGAAAGGGAUACACAAGGAGAAACCACCACCCCUGGGGCUGGAAAAAGUGGGGGAAAACCAGAAUAUUGAGAUUUGCAAUCCGAGCACUGGCUGGUGGCUACUGCCAGUGUAGCUGUGGCUCCUUUUUUCCUGCCACAUCCCGUGCAGCCCCAGCACCCCCUCUCUCCCCGUGUCCCUGGCAGUGCCGUGAGAAGGAAAUCACAAGUGAAGUCUUUUGCUUAAAUUUAAUAAUGGCAAGAGCUGGAUUUUUACU
This is a messenger RNA of Lepidothrix coronata (blue-crowned manakin), 2002 nucleotides long. RefSeq names its product family with sequence similarity 53 member B (gene FAM53B). The transcript is spliced from 5 exons. The record is from RefSeq and is a predicted model, not a curated record. The coding region runs from base 206 to 1381 and encodes 391 amino acids. Gene Ontology annotation, biological process: positive regulation of canonical Wnt signaling pathway; protein import into nucleus. Gene Ontology annotation, cellular component: nucleus. Lineage: Eukaryota; Metazoa; Chordata; Aves; Passeriformes; Pipridae.